Cucurbita pepo subsp. pepo (vegetable marrow) is the source of this 1257-nucleotide messenger RNA. The record is from RefSeq and is a predicted model, not a curated record. Lineage: Eukaryota; Viridiplantae; Streptophyta; Magnoliopsida; Cucurbitales; Cucurbitaceae.
AUGGAGAUUUUGGAAGAUUCAGCAGCUCCCAUGAGCCCCUUGAGCCAAUACUUCAACACCUCUGCAAUGUGUGUUUCUGUUCUGGGUUUCAUUGAACUCGAAGCUCCAAUUUCUGCCUCCCACGCUGUGUCCAUUGGCACUCAUGUUCUCAUCCCUGCUAACCCACGUUUCAGUUCCAUCAUGGUGAAGGAAAAGUGGUUCGGGGAGAGAAAAUGGAAGAUGGUUGAGGUUAACUUAGAAGACCACAUUUAUACACCAAAAUUUCCGGUGGAUCUCUCACCAUAUGAAUAUGAUGCUUACUUUGAUGAAUAUGCUACAAACACAGCCACCAAACCCUUUAAUCAAAGCAUUCCUUUGUGGGAAAUUCACGUUUUCAACUACCCUACAAGCCAUGCACCAUGCACUCUAAUUUUCAAGGUUCAUCACUCUAUAGCCGAUGGCUUUUGUCUUAUGAACACCCUUUUAAGUUUCCUUAAGAGAGCCGAUGAUCCUUCUCUUCCUCUCACUUUCCCGUCUCGAAAACGCUCAAAACAACUCGAAUAUGCACACGAUUUUGGUCGUCUUAGCCAUUUCCCAGCUCGUCUUUUCUUAUCUCUUUGCAACUUCAUCUCGAACUUUGGAUAUAGUAUCGCGAACACUUUUACUGAAGAUGAUCCAACGCCCAUCAAACGAGAAGGAGAUUCCAUGCAACUCGUUAAGCCAAUUGCCAUAUCCACCAUGACUUUUUCCCUCGAUCAAAUCAAACAAAUCAAGACUAAGCUUAACGCGAGCGUUAAUGAUGUGAUCACGGGAAUCAUAUUCUUGGGAAUUCGACUAUACAUGCAAGAACAUAGCCCCGAUUCAAGGGAGGCAAAUUCAAGUGCAUUGAUUCUACUCAACACGAGAAAGGCUAAGGCUUACAAAUCGGUUCAAGAGAUGGUCGAAACCGACACGGACGCACCGUGGGGAAAUAGAAUCGCCUUUUUGCCAAUGCCAAUCCCUAAACUCAUGGAUUCUACUCUUUCAACUGCCCCUUUGGAGUUUGUGAAGGAAGCCAAAAAGAACAUCAUGUUGCAAAGAAGCCCUCUCUCAGGUAUCGUCUAUUGUCUAGUUUUGAAACGCUUUAAAAAGAGUCUAAUUGUAACAAUUGUGAGUUACAUGGGAGACUUGAGGAUUGUGUUUGGAGGUGAGAAGUGCUUCAUAGAUCUACACAAGUUGAAAGCAUGCGUUGAAGAUGCCUUCCAAAGGAUGCUGAUCGAAGCUCGUUUAAAAAAUUAA